Dermacentor albipictus is the source of this 2325-nucleotide messenger RNA. RefSeq lists its product as uncharacterized. The record is from RefSeq and is a predicted model, not a curated record. NCBI's taxonomy places the organism in Eukaryota, Metazoa, Arthropoda, Arachnida, Ixodida, Ixodidae.
AACCAGCUAUUGACAAAGAAGAUGAAGUGUGUUUACCUUUAUGAAUCGGACGUUCAAAAUUAGCGUUGAAAAUUAACAAUGCAGCGGCAGGCUUCCCGGCAGGCAACUUCUCAGACAGCCAGCUCAUCGUCCGUGAGGAGAUCCAGGCGCAUGCUCGGUUGCACCACCUUGUCGCAAGAGACGCCGUGCUCGUGGGCCGCCGGCAGCAUCUCGCACAUCGUGGUCUCCACUCCUGCACCGGCUUCAUCAGUCGCCGGCUGUGCGCGUCAGCUGUCAAACCGGUCGGCGUCUAAGGCUCCUUCAGCUCGCCAUGCUACGUCUUUGAGCGUCUCCGAAGCUAUCAGCGAUGCGAGCGGGCGCAGCGUGUCGUCGUACAAUGUCAACAACAGGAACUUUGUGAGCAAAACGCCUUCCACUCGCCUUUCGAGGAGAAACGCAUCUCAGCUGCCUAAAUCGAAGUCCAUUAGGGCCGACUUGAACACUGAAAGUAGGAUCAAUGUGGCCGUGGAGACCAAAGUCAGCGAAGACACUCAAGGCGUUCGUUCUCAUACGAAUACGCUUGGGUCGUCUGCCUUAGCUGUGCCGAGAGAAGUCCAGUAUACUCCAAAACCCCCUGUGUCACGCUCCUUCGCGAAUGCAAGACUCGUUGUGGACCGAGGUAUUGGUGCACAAGGUAUUGGGUUUCGACAGUCCAGUUUGAUGACCUCCCGCACGCAGAAUGCUUCGGCGGCGUCGAAUAAGUGUAAUGGGUUGCGUGACAGCCCGCAAGUCACAUCGAUUGUCGUCAAGCCUGUCGACAUACAGCCAAUUCAGGCAAAAUCAACACAGCCACUCUGCUCAAAAAGCUCGUUGGUUGAGCCGAAACUUUUUACAAAGGUUAACCUCGAUGUCUCAAAAUCCAACACGCUCGCGCCUGAUGCUGGUUUGCCUUCUGAAGCACGGACGACAUACCUAAAAGGUUCGGAAUUGGACGAGCGCGGCCUGCUUAAGACAGAUCAAACCAGCUAUGGUGAAAGAGCGAUUGUUCCGAAAUCAUUUGGGACAUUAGUUUCGCAGACAAGAAGCUCGGAAAAGCCGUGGAAGGCAUCAAGCUCCUGUUCUUCCGAACCUCCUGCCGUCAUUCCUUCGCCGUUGCUGCAGGAACGUCCAGCGCAAAUGACGUUUUCGCCGCCAAAAUCACUUCAACCGUUGUCGCAAGGCACGUCCCACUUGAAGUCAUUGAAUUUAGGUGGAGCGAAAACUGAUGCUGUAGCUUCACGAUCUUCAAGUAAGCACAUCGACAUCGUCGGCGAGAAGAGGUCUCAGUCACAGGCGACAGCUCCAAUGCUUCUUUACACGCCUGCGUUGUCAAAAAAACCUGUUCCGACUCAGCAAAUCGAGCGUACUGACAUCAAACCUGCGACAUGUUCACAAGCCCAUUCGCAAGGCACGUCCCACGUGACGUCAUUGAAUUUCGGUGAAGCAAAAACUGAUGCUGUAGCUUCACGAUCUUCAAGUAAGCACAUCGACAUCGUCGGCGAGAAGAGGUCUCAGUCACAGUCGACAGCUCCAAUGCUUCUUUACACGCCUGCGUUGUCAAAAAAACCUGUUGCGACUAAGCAAAUCGAGCGUAUUGACAUCAAACAUGCGACAUGUUCACAAGCCUCUUUGAAAAAAAACUGUCUGUAAUGAAACGCGACUGGUUGAACUGACGUCGUCCCCGCCUGUUGAGCUUGAACGUACAGUUUCCGUGAAUGUAACCCUCAAACGACCUUCGACGCAGCGUAAUGCGGGGCCAAUAUAAAUGGGGUCGUCGCAUCUACAGGAACUGCGAUCUAAGGCUUCUCGUAACUUCUAGAUCCGAAUGCCAGGACAUCUAGUGCGAUGCACUCCGCACACAGGCCAUCCGAGGCAAAUAUGCACUACCUGCUGCUUUGCAUAGCUUUCUUUAUGGCAUCUACCACAGGGGAUGAAAUUAGAGACGUAAAGGUCGCGGUCGGCCGUGCCCUGGAGACCAUGGGCGAGUGGCUGCAGAAUGAAGACUCACCUGGCACGGAGGAGGAGCGCGCCGCCCUCCAGGAGGUGCUGCGACAGAUCGCCCAGAUUCGCGCGAAGGACGCCGACCUCGAAGAGGUGGACCCGUAUAUCUGGGCCAAGGUCACCGAAGUGGCCACAAGCAUCGCCAAAAAGGUUGUCAUCGCAUUCGUCACCCAGCAAGCGAUCGGUCUCAUUGGCGGCGCCAUUGGCUGAUACAUCCAAACCGACGUUGUGCACCAUAGUAUUCCUGGCAAUCUGAAAGAUUUUUUUUUUGUAAGCUCAUUUAUAAAGCAAUAACAAUCACUGCAA